Messenger RNA from Coffea arabica (coffee), 1836 nucleotides. RefSeq names its product plant UBX domain-containing protein 10. Gene Ontology annotation, biological process: ERAD pathway. The record is from RefSeq and is a predicted model, not a curated record. Gene Ontology annotation, molecular function: ubiquitin binding. Gene Ontology annotation, cellular component: endoplasmic reticulum. NCBI's taxonomy places the organism in Eukaryota, Viridiplantae, Streptophyta, Magnoliopsida, Gentianales, Rubiaceae.
CAAAUCAGUUAAGUUGAUCAAAUUUACAUCAAUCCCUCCUCUCUUUCCAAAACCCUAAAUUCUUCCUCUCUUCUAUCUUCCAAAAUUGUAGACCGAAACUAACAAGAAUGGGGGAUGUGGCAGAUAAAUUGGCUUAUUUUCAAGCAAUUACAGGCCUCGACGACCCCGAUUUAUGCACAGAGAUCCUCUCCGCUCAUGGCUGGGACCUCGAGAAAGCGAUCUCGUCUUUCACCUCCAUCUCUAACUCCUCUGACGAGCCCACCGCCGCCGCCGCCUCCUCCUCCUCCAAUUCCAAUGCCCAGGAAGCAGCAGUGGUCUUACCGGCCACAGCAGCCUGGACCGGUGGGGCCCCCGGCUUGGCUUGGAAAGUUGUGACUCUCCCGUUCUCCAUCAUUUCCCGUAGUCUAGGAUUAGUAUCGGGAGCGAUCGGGCUCGGGAUGUGGGCCGCCAGCGGAGUACUAUCUUAUUCGCUGGGGAUGAUCGGUCUCAAUUCGGGCCGAGUUGGGGAUUCUUCGACAACGACCCCGUUGGUGUCUGUUUCAGCUGCGGUGUCGGAGGCUAUGGAUUUUGUCGCGAGGUUUGAAAGGGAUUUUGGUAGGACGCGACCGAAUUUUGUAGCUGAGGGUUUUAUGGAUGCACUACAGAGGUCUAGGCAUGCGUUUAAGCUCUUAUUUGUUUACUUGCACUCGCCGGAUCAUCCGGAUACUCCUGUUUUUUGCGAUAGAACGUUGUGUAACGAGGCUUUGGCUGCUUUUAUUAACGAGAAUUUUGUCGCCUGGGGCGGUAGUAUCAGAGCUAGUGAAGGGUUCAAGAUGAGCAAUAGCUUGAAGGCGUCAAGAUUCCCUUUUUGUGCAGUUGUUAUGGCCGCCACUAACCAGAGAAUUGCAUUGCUGCAACAGAUUGAGGGCCCUCAGUCUCCUGAGGAAAUGAUCAAUAUAUUGCAGAGAGUGCUUGAAGAAAGUGCCCCUGUUCUUGUAUCAGCUAGGCUUGAUGCAGAAGAAAGAAGAAAUACUGUGCGUUUAAGGGAAGAGCAGGAUGCGGCUUAUCGUGCUGCACUUGAAGCUGACCAAGCUAGGGAGCGGCAAAGGAGAGAGGAGCAGGAACGGCUCGAAAGGGAAGCUGCUGAGGCUGAAAGGAAAAGGAAGGAGGAAGAAGAGGCUCGUGACAGAGCAGCACUAGAAGCUGCCGAAAAAGAAGCUGCAUUAGCCAAAUUACGACAGGAGAAAGCUCUUUCACUGGGUGCUGAACCAGAGAAGGGAACUGAUGUUACUCAAGUUUUGGUACGCUUUCCAGCUGGAGAUCGCAAGGAAAGGAGGUUCCACAGUACUGCAACAAUACAAUCUCUGUAUGACUAUGUCGAUUCUUUGGGCUGCUUAGAAAUGGGCAGUUACUGCCUUGUUUCAAAUUUUCCGAGAACUGUAUAUGGGCCAGAGAAGCUCUCCCUUUCUCUGAAGGAAGCAGGGUUACAUCCUCAAGCAAGUCUUUUUGUGGAGUUGAACUCAUGAGGGCAAAAUUGAACUUCUGGUGUUCAAAUAGUUCAAUAUGGAAUUCUUUUAGGAUAAAAUUUUAGUUGUACUUGUUUCCUUUGCUGCAUGAUUUGGCACUUUUGCAAUCAAAUGGCAUUGUCAUUUAUGCGAGAUGUUAAUAUUUUUUUUUUCUGGCAUGUUAAAUUUGAGGAAAAUGUUGUUCGAUGUUUGAAAGUGUAAACAGGCAAGCAUCUUACCAAUUAAAGGACCUCACCUCCGUAAACAAUUGAUCCUUGUACAUUCUGAUGGUGAUUUCUUGUGAAUUCUGCUUGAGUUUUCACCGUACAGAUAUUCAGUUGAUGCCCAACAA